GUCAAGCACAUGUCAGGCACUUGAAUUUUUUGAGUUCCGUUCGCGGGUGAAAGAAUUGGUAUUGUAAAUUACCGGUCGAAUUUUGAGGAAACGUUGCAAUUGUUUUAAUUUUCACCAUGAAUGAAACGAUACUUAUACCAUCGCCGAAUUGGUUCUUCCCGUCUGUUAUGGCUGUGAGUUCCGAUGGCUGGCUUAUUUAUGGAGGACCGAGUAAAAGUAUUUGUGUUUGUGAACCACAAAAGAAAGACACCGGUCUCAUAGCUGCAAAAGAGAAAUAUCAGGCUCACGUUUUUUUCGUAGGAAAUUCGGAGAGGAUUGUGUCAGUCGACAUAUCUCCAGAAUGGUUAGAAAAAAAGUCAUUCGUCUCUGGUGCUCAAGAUGGUACUGUGAAACAAUGGUUUAUACAAAAAGAUAAUGACAAAAUGAAAAUCAAAGACCCACAUUGCCAUGAAUUUCACAAAACUGCAAAUGAAGAUUUAGUUGGAGUUGGUUACAGUAACGCAACAACAGCUAUUUCAGUCGGAGCUCAUAACAAUAUAGUAAAAUGGGACUUAGCCUCAAAUGUUACCAAAGUGUACAACCAUUUUAUGAAGACCUUCCGAGCUACAUGCAUGGCAUGUUCCCCUCAUGUGUCAUUACAGGUGGCUGUAGGGACUAAACAGGGUGUAGUCUUCCUUAUUGAUCUUCAUGGUAAAGGAAAACUUCUUUACAAAGUCCGAGGCCAAGAUGACCCAGUAAUGUAUGUAAGUUGGUGUCCAAAAUAUGUAGCGACAGUAGUAAACAAAGGUAAAGAAGUUCAAUCGUCACUUGCUGAAAGGCUACAAGCUAUAAGAAAAGAAGCAGAACAGGAAUCAGAACAAUUAGAACAGUCGGGACUUGAGAAGGAUCUUCCGGAAGACAGUUUCGAUGAGUCCAUAGUACAGGAGGAUGAUACCUUUGACAUCUACAAAGAUCAUGAACAUGAUGAGUUUGGUCACAAAAAGUAUGAACCAGAAAGUAUUAGAGUAAAAGUGAAGAAGGAGGAAUCUGCAGAAACAGAUUAUUUGGCUGAAUGUUUAAAGUUAAAAGAGGAGAUACUGAAGAGAAAAAAUCAACCAGAAUCAAGUAUAGAGUCCUUAGUUAAUGCAUUAGAUGGGACCCAUGUUGAAAGUGACAAUGAUGGUCAAGUUGCCCAACCUGCUGCAGAAAAUCCUCAAGAAUUGCCCGAACCAGCUACGAGUUCAGUGAAGACUGUCAAAAUAAGUGGCCGCACUAGUCAAGAGUAUAAGCAUCUGCUUGCAUCAGUAGGAAAAGUUGGAGGAGUUCGAAUAUGGUCCGAAACAGGUAAACUAGUGGCUACUAGUGUUAUUCCAGCUGUUCCAAAAAGUGCUAUGAAAGGAAAUUUCGUCACUUCAUUACUGUGGUUCUCUCCAACAUCACUUCUUGUUAUUGAUGGCAGAAACCAACUUUUGGAAAUUAAUCCAUUAAGAAUUGACAAAAAGAAUAAACUAGAUUGGCGUGUACUGAAGCACUUGCACAAACGUGGGAUGUACUGUAUCAAGACCAAUGCGCCAUUAGUCCAAAAGGACGACAUUCAGAGUUCAGAUGAUUGGUCCAUUUGGACCGUGGCACAGGACAGGACUAUUAUACGGUAUUGUGUAAAGAAGAAGAAGACUUUGGCUGUUCACGCGACUGCUGGGGGAUCUGUGUAUGCAGUGGCUGCUUGUCCCUAUGAUGCUGGAAGGGUAGCAGUGAGCGUAGGAGAUGGUGCGGUCCGUGUAAUGGAGAGUGCCACUCUCGUAGACGACGACAUGAAACUCACGCCGGCACGGGUAUACUCCUACUGGCAGAACGUUCAAGGAAAAGUCCUCAACGUCGCCUGGCAUCCCACUAGAGAAAACAUGUUAGCAUAUUCUACUGGAGAAUCGAGAGUGGGUGUUAUAGACACUAGCAGUAAAUCGGAAUCGGGCCGAGUUUUGAACUCCGCCCUCAGCCACGGCGUGUACUCUUUGAGCUGGGGAGAAGACAUGAACUUGUACGCCAGUGGCGGUUGCAAACUGGUCAUGUAUAACGCACAGCAUCCAAAUCAAGACCCGCAACAGCUGGACAUAACAAUAGAAGGCCAGAAGUGGGACAUAUGUGCGGUGUCAUGGUUCCCUCGCGGGUUAUUCGUGGGCUCAGCCAAUGGUGGGGUCGCUCUACUCACACCUAGCCACCCACACACACUCAUUGUUGCUGAUUUCGUGUUCAACAAAAUGAUACAUGCAAUCGAGUGGCACCCACAACAGACAUCGAGUUCGACCGAGGAGUCCCCAUACAAGAACCUCAUUGCUGUAACCUCCUUGGAUAAGGAUUGUGGCAUUGCCAUAGUUGAAUAUGUAACUGGAGAAGAUGGGUCAAAGAAGUUGAGUACAUGGAAGACAUUGUUUGGACACACGAAGGCGGUGCUCCAGGCUGCUUGGAACCCACAUCGAGAUGGAAUACUGCUCUCCUCAUCACAGGAUACUACUGUUAGGGUAUGGGAUAUAUCAACGGGUAUUUGUACAUCAAUAUUCGGCGGUCACUCGACAGUUUCACUCGGUGUGUGUUGGAUGCCACAGCCCCAACUAGCUGACUACGUCAUGUCGGGCGGCGGGGAGUUCUGUUUGAGGUUAUGGAACAUAAACGACCAUAAAACUGAAAACUUUGUUGCCGAAACCGGUCCAGUAGUUAAAAAGCGUCAACGCAGAAGAGGGAAAAAAGGAACUGUCGAAGUUAGCUCAGCUGAAGAAGACCACGUAGCACUACAAACUGCUCUCACCAGCAAAUAUUCGAAACCAUCAAAGAAAUUCCUUCUACCAAUCAUGUUUAAACAGUUCAAUGACCCUAUCAGAAGAUUAGACGCUCCCAGGAAGAUGUUACAAAUGUGGUUAGAAAAGAACGAAAAUAAGUUGAAAGAAAAUGGAGGUUCAAGUAGUCCAACUGCACAAGAUUUGUCUGUGACAACAUCCAAAGAAAAUGGUGCCGAAAUUGAUGAGAAAGCAAAUCAUGAUUUGGCAAAGUCAGUAAGUGAUAGAAAUGAAGGAGUUAAAGUUAGUACGGCUGAUAGUGGAGUUCUCUACGAACCCAUAGAGUCUAGUUUAGAUUUCAUCAAGAUCUUUGGUACCGUUAAGGAGGUUAAUGAAUUUUUGGAUAUGGAAAUGAACGGGCAUUUGGUAGAGCAGUAUCACCCGGAGGCAUAUAUAAUGUUGUCGAUAAUACGUGGCCAUAUUGACACUAUGAUACAGUUUGCUAGUGAGCGCGAUAUGCUCUGCCCCUUCCUGCUUAGUAUGGCGCCCUGCGUGUCUUUUAAAUAUUGGAAAGACGCUACUCAGUUAUAUUUGAAACAAAUUGAUCGAGUGGUGGCCAGAGGAGAAGAGGACAGGAUAUUUGAAAACAAGCAUUACGGAGGCUCAAAGUUCCGUAAAGCCGCCAUACAGUUGAGCAUGCAUGACGUCAUGGGUGCCGUCAAAACGCUCUGCGAAGGAAAACUUUACAAGGAAGCGUAUAUACUAUGCCGGCUAAGGUACAUGGAUAAUGUAGCUGAGGAAAUAUUGGCUGAAUGGGCUGAAGAGCUGGCACUUAGUGGGCAAAUGAAUAUGUCGGCAUUCCUCUACAUAGUCCUAGGCAAUCUGUCUCAAGCAGCACAAGUUCUAGCCAAGUCUCAAAAGGUAGAUUUCCUUAAAUUGGCUGCAGAAAUCGCAAAGAUCGCUGGGCGGAACACGUUUGCGGACCAUGUGACGAAAAAAGUUAAUCAAACUGAGGCACAAAUGACAACAGACAAGACUGAAGAAAUUUUAAAGGAAUUACCGUCAAAAAUAGAUCUCCUUAUGAAGGAUGAAAUUACAAAAGCUUGUGAUAAUAGUAAAAGUGAUAUUUUAAAUGGUGAAACCUCGAACUCUGUUGCAUUGAAUGGUGAUAAUAAAACUAAUGAAUAAGCUGUUACUAGUUUUUUUGUUAAAAUAAUGAGAGUAUUUUUCCAAAAUAAUGUUUUAAUGUCACGAAAUAAAAUUAGUUUUAAUUUUAUCGAUUCAGUAACGUUAAACAUUAUGUCAAUUUAUAAAC
Spodoptera exigua (beet armyworm) is the source of this 4062-nucleotide messenger RNA. Lineage: Eukaryota; Metazoa; Arthropoda; Insecta; Lepidoptera; Noctuidae. The record is from the annotation of a GenBank genome assembly.